This is a messenger RNA of Lepidothrix coronata (blue-crowned manakin), 654 nucleotides long. RefSeq names its product RNA binding motif protein 28 (gene RBM28). Gene Ontology annotation, molecular function: RNA binding. The annotation marks the transcript as partial. The transcript is spliced from 5 exons. NCBI's taxonomy places the organism in Eukaryota, Metazoa, Chordata, Aves, Passeriformes, Pipridae. The record is from RefSeq and is a predicted model, not a curated record.
UGUGGGAUCUGGGGAAGCUUCCUGGGGACUGGGGUGGCUUCUGUGGAGGGGGGUCUUUCCUGGGGGGCUGGGGGCUCCUGGGGGGUUCCCAGGUGUCCCAACACCCCCAACAUUGCAGAGGGGGGAUCCCCCCCAAAGCGGGCGAAGGGGGGGCGGCCGCGCCCCUCGGACGUGGGCGAGGGCAGGACCGUUUUCAUCCGGAACCUGUCGUUCGACACGGAGGAGGAGGCGCUGGAGGAGGCCCUGCAGAGGUUCGGGGGGGUCACCUACGUCCGGCUGGUGCUGCACCCCCACACCGGCACCCCCAAAGGCUCUGCCUUUGCCCAGUUCGAGUCCCCCGAGGGGGCCCAGAAGUGCCUCGAGGCUGCACAGGAGGGACCCGAGGUGAGUCCCCUCCCCCAGUGCCGAGUGAUGCGGGAGCUGCGGGGUCAGGGCCAGUCCUUGGGCUUUGCCUUCGUGGAGUUCGAGGCACACGAGGAGGCUCUGGGGGCCCUGCGGCGCCUCAACAACAACCCCGAGCUCUUCGGGCCCCACAAGCGCCCCAUCGUGGAGUUUGCCCUGGAGGACCGGCGGAAGCUGCGGCUGCGGGAGCAGCGGAUCCAGCGUGGGCUGGUACGGGGGGGACACCCCCUGACACCCCCUGACACCCCCUGA